AGCUGAAAUCUGUAAAUUUUAAUAAUAGUUUUAUUAAAAAGCAAAUUAUUAUAAAAUUUAUUUUAUUUUAAUUAUAUUUAUUUAAUCAUUAAAAUGCAUAUGGAAUUCCAAGCUGUUGUUUUUGCUGCUGGUAAAGGGUCUCGUUUUCCUGAGGUUAUUGGACCUAGAGCGAAGUGUUUAAUACCAAUAGGUCAAUAUCCACUCAUAUGGUAUCCAUUGCGUUUAUUAGAAAGACAAGGAUUUAAAGAGGCCAUUGUUCUCGUCUUAGACUCGCACAAACUUGAAAUACAAAAUGCUCUAGAUAAAACUUCUCUUAAUUUAAAAUUAGAUUUUAUUAGUAUUCCUAGUGAAGAUUAUGGUACUGCUGAAUCACUGCGAUUUAUUCGUGAUAAACUUACUCGAGAUGUUCUGGUUGUUCCAUGUGAUAUUGUUACAGAAUCAAAUAUUGAUGAAUUGCUGCUGCUUUUCCGUCUACAUAAUGCCACUAUUAGUUGCAUGUUCUUUUCAAAUAUGGAUGAGAAACUAUUUAUUCCUGGACCUAAAAACUAUUAUAAACCAGAACAUGACAUAGUUUGUAUAGAUAAGCAAACAAACAGAUUAGUGUUAUUAGCUAGUGCCUCUGAUUAUUCCGAAAGUAUAACAUUUCCUCUACACUUAUUAAAAAAGCAUAAAUCUUUAACAAUAUUUAGCAAAUUGUUAGAUUCUCAUAUUUAUGCUAUUAGAAACGAUAUUCUAGAUUAUUUAUCUUACGAAAAGCAUAUUACCACUAUCAAAGGUGAAUUAAUACCACUUGUUGUUAAGAAGCAAUUAAGUUGUAAACUAAGUACAACUGAAAAUGAAAACUCGAAAAACUCUUUGAUGGACUCGUUAAGAAAUGAUAGCACAUUGAAUUUCAAUAGUGCAUAUAAUGAUAGUGUUAAUGGUUCUCCAAAGUAUUUUGGGGAUUCAAUUAAAUGUUAUGCAGUUGUAAAAAAAUCUAAUUGCUUGGGAAUAAGAGUUAAUAAUAUUGCAUCUUUCUGCUUAUGCAAUCAAAAGAUUAAGGAAUUGUGGCCAAAAAUUAAUAAGGAUGAAAGUGAAAUGACUUUAAUAUCACAAUCAAGUGAUAUUAAAUCAAACCAAAUUGAUGAAAAAUGUAUAAUUGGUAUAAAGAAUGUCAUCAAUGAAAAAACUAGUUUGAAGAAUACUUUAUUAGAAUCUAAUUGCGUAGUUAAUCCUAAAGUUCGAAUUACCAAUUCUCUUGUUAUGAGUGGUGUCAUCAUUGAAGAAAAUGUUAUUAUUGAGGAUUGUGUUAUUGGUUGCAAUGCAGUUAUUGGAAAAGGUUCUAACUUGAAAGCCUGUUUAAUUGGACACAGUCAUAAAGUUUCUGAAGGCAGUAUAAAGCAAAAAGAACUUCUAGAUGAAAGUGAAAGGCUAAUGGAAAUAUAA
Ctenocephalides felis (cat flea) is the source of this 1425-nucleotide messenger RNA. RefSeq names its product translation initiation factor eIF-2B subunit gamma-like. NCBI's taxonomy places the organism in Eukaryota, Metazoa, Arthropoda, Insecta, Siphonaptera, Pulicidae. Gene Ontology annotation, biological process: cytoplasmic translational initiation; biosynthetic process. Gene Ontology annotation, cellular component: guanyl-nucleotide exchange factor complex; eukaryotic translation initiation factor 2B complex. The coding region runs from base 94 to 1425 and encodes 443 amino acids. Gene Ontology annotation, molecular function: guanyl-nucleotide exchange factor activity; translation initiation factor activity. The transcript has 7 exons. The record is from RefSeq and is a predicted model, not a curated record.